Molecule: messenger RNA, 1413 nt
Organism: Penicillium concentricum
Lineage: Eukaryota; Fungi; Ascomycota; Eurotiomycetes; Eurotiales; Aspergillaceae
Exons: 4
Coding region: 1-1413 (470 amino acids)
Source: RefSeq, a predicted model, not a curated record
AUGCAGACAGCCGGUCAAGUUCUUGCAAGUCCUUUGCCCCUCAUACGACAAGCCCGUGGCACGAGCCACCCGUCAGUCUCCACCGUCUCCACCGAGUGGCUAGACCAAAGGUUUAUCCACCAGUGGACCACAUUCGACCAGGAGAUACAAUCAGCCCUCUCAUCGCUGGACCUUAACUUCCAGAUUGCCCACAUCGACUCUCCUAGCGGCGAGGUAUACCUGUUCGGAAAUGAAAUCGGCUUAUCUGGUCGGUUCGUCAACAAUGUCUGCGAGCCAGUUGCCAAGAUUCUUGUGCACGCCUCACAGCCGGCAAUGGUGAUGGGAGAUAUUCAAGCCUUUGAAGCUCCAACAUCGGACGUUAUCCCAUAUAUAUCUAUAGGUGUGACUCUCUUCAGCAACGACUCCCAAGCACAGGUCAAGAUAGUCGGCGGAGUCAAGACCUACUGGACUGUCGCGCUCGAUCGAUUUUCUCCGUCCGACCCCGUGAUUCUUCUGCAGUCAACUCGUGGCGCAGAUGAGGAAAUUCGGGUUGCGCUACGGCUUUCUGUCAACAUACCGGGGACAGUAUUCGUCAAGCGGACAGCUGACUUCGCCUUCUGUGUCUCCCCACCGGUUCGAGACCAGGAUACGAAUUUGUCUGUUCGGCAGUGUUUUGCGGGGUUCUGUAUCCUUGCUGAACAGGGCCAUGACUACAUCGAGUGUUCAGACUUCAGGGCAGAGCGACUUCGAGGUCAAAAUGGUCUACAGGCUUCUCUCCACCCUUCUGGGCUCAGAGACCAUACCACUGAAGGUAGUCUAGUGACCGGGCUGAACAUGAACGUUACCCCGAAUACAAUCAUUCUCAGCCACCAGGGAGGAGCGCUUUCUAUCUUAAACGUGUCCCGGAGGAUUUCACCCCCUAGCCAGACAGAUAAGGCUCUCUUCGAGGUUGAACACCAAGGGACACGCCAUAUCGUGAAGUGCUGGAGUCCCAGACAGGAUCGGGCGUCGAAUGCGGAAUGUGCUGUCUAUGAGCGUCUGUCAGACUCACGACCUAGGGGUUACGGUGUCUUCGCGAACAUGAUACUUGCUGGGAACAUAAUGUGCUCAAGUUUAUUCCCUCACGGAAGGGCGCUUGUCCUCCCCUACAAGGAUGGACAGACGCUCGCCCAUGUCUGGAGCGAGCUUAGCAACCGCGAGCGAACCCACGUCCGUGAGGAAUGUGAGAAGGCUAUCCGCAUUCUUCGGUCUCUGUCAAUCCACGUGCCCGAUGCUGGAAAGCACAACGUUCUAUAUCAAAGGGAGACAGGAGCCGUGACCAUGUUAGACUUCGAAACUGCUAUGGAAUGUCCCCAGUCAGAACAUAUACCUUAUGUCGAGCUGCUGUCGCUGUUUGGGGACCCUAUGAUGCGUGGAGACACGAGUGGUGGGUAG